Messenger RNA from Contarinia nasturtii (swede midge), 515 nucleotides. RefSeq names its product adipokinetic hormone. Gene Ontology annotation, molecular function: hormone activity. The record is from RefSeq and is a predicted model, not a curated record. Bases 33 to 344 code for a protein of 103 amino acids. The transcript is spliced from 3 exons. NCBI's taxonomy places the organism in Eukaryota, Metazoa, Arthropoda, Insecta, Diptera, Cecidomyiidae. Gene Ontology annotation, cellular component: extracellular region.
UCAGAUAGAGAUCAACCGUUCAAGCCUAAAGAAUGGCCUCACAUAUCGCACAAGUUUUCGUUGUCAUUCUCGCGAUUGUACUGUUAAAUAGUUGUUUUGCUCAGCUCACUUUUAGUCCAAAUUGGGGUAAAAGAAGUGCUCCCAAUCAACUGGAUAUCGGUAAUUCGGCAACUUCAAAUCUCAACAAUAAUAAUGACAACAACAUUGGAGAUACAGCAUACCGCUUUGGAACAGCACGCAAUUUGAAUCUCAACAAUUGCAAACCAUCGAUUGAGUCUUUGAUGAACAUUUAUCGCAUGAUUUCGGCCGAAGCUGAAAAAUUGGAUGACUGCGCACAAAAAUAAAAGAGAAAAGGAAUCCAACUGAUUGCCCCCCUUCAAAUGACAACAAAUAUAAAGUGGAAACUAAAAAUGUAGAAAUGGAUAUUUUAAUUUUCAAAAUUCAAGUGAAAAUAUAAAAUGUAAUUUGUUUUCGAUUUCAUAGCAACUUUAUGCAACAUUUAAAAAAAUAAAAAU